GGCCGUGCACCCUGGCCGUGCGAGAGGGCUAAGUUCGACUAAAUGACACGCUGCGUUUUGAGUUGCACGGCCAGAAUGGUGAUAUGCACGGCCGUGCACCCUGGCCGUGCGAGUCGGGAUUUCCUGGUUUUAAGCCAAAUUCCGAACCAAAGAAGAGGAGAGCUGGGUUUUUGGAUCCCAAACACCCAAGGGACGAACCCUAGAGAGAGAGGGCGAUUUGAGGGCAUUCUUGGAGUAGAGAAGGAGGAUUUCUUCGCCUUGGAAGCUCGAGGAACAAGCCCGGACUUGAAGACUGAUCAUCUCAAGAUUCUUACUGCAGUCUCUCUCUUCUCUAUGGAGUAACUUCCCUUCACUUAGGUAUUGAGGAACCCUAGCUAUGUUUGUUUGAUUGGAUGAUUGUAUGAGUACUCUGACUGGAUAAUCUUGAGUUCAUAUUCAAUCUAUGCAUGUUUUCAUGAUUCAAUUCUGCUUUAGUCGAGAUUAUUGAUUCUGCUUUGAUUCUAUGAGAGGGAAUACCUGAUUAGGUCAAUAGAGCACCAUAGAUUGAUAGUAGUGGAUCGAUUGCUUUAGUCGAGGGUUGAUUCACUGCUUUGUAUCGAUUGAGAACCUCUUUCGAUAGAGGGAGUCUAGUUCAGAACGCCUUGAUCAGUUGUUCUAGAGAAGGAUACGUCCCUCUAGGCAAUUGACUCAAGAGGGCCUUGUUCCUUUAGUCGAGACUCAAGGUCUAGUCAAGGAUUCUCCGCAUUGUGAAUGAAAGUGAAACAGGUUAGAGAUCAUCAAUCAUUAAUCUGGCUAGUGGCUAGGGGGAAUCAUACCUAAGUGAGUUCCCAACCUGUAAUUAGAUUAACUUUAACUGUAGUUUGCUAGAGUAGUUUUAGUUCUUUCAUCUUAAUUUGGUUUGCUAAAUAAUAAACUGAAGCUGAGUAAUAGUAACUCUAGAGACCCGUGGAUUCGAUAUUUAUCACUUGAGCCACUAUACUGCAGUCCCUUCCAUUGGUUACACUUGGCCAUUGUUAGGUGUUGUGUUUUUGGAGUGUCAAAUACCCAAAGAAAAUGGCCAUUCGUUGCCCAAGAAAUUACGAAAAUGCCAUCCGAAAAUAAAUUCGCCCAAAUCGAUGCUUAACAUACUUAUCAUCCGUGGAGAAUAGGAUCAAUAGACUUCAUUAUCGGUGGAGAAUAGCUUCGGCCAGAUUCCGUGAUCUGUAGCCUCCAGAAUCGAAAGAAAAUGGCAUUUCGAAUAAAUCGCCAGAAAUCUGUGAUGGUACCCGUUUGGAAUCUGCCAAAAAUUGACACGGAAUAAAUCCGCCCAAAUCGGUGCUUAAUGGAAUCAAUCAUCGUUGGAGAAUAGCCUCAGGCCGAAUCCGUGAUCUGUAGCCUUCAAUACCCAAAGAAAAUGACUUUUCGUCGCCAAAGAAAUUACGAAAAUGCCAUCCGAAAAUAAAUAGGGCCAAAUCGAUGCUUAACGGACUUAUCAUCCGUGGUGAAUAGGAUCAAUAGACUUCAUUAUCGGUGGAGAAUAGCCUCGGUCUGAUUCUGUGAUGUGUAGCCUCCAAAAUCGAAAGAAAAUGGCAUUUCGGAUAAAUCGUACGAAAUCUGUGAUGGUACCCCUUUGGAAUCUGCCAAAAAUUGACCCGGAAUAAAUCCGCCCAAAUCGGUGCUUAAUGGACUCAAUCAUCGUUGGAGAAUAGCCUCUGGCCGAAUCAGUGAUCUGUAGCCUUCAAUACCCAAAGAAAAUGGCCUUUCGUCACCCAAGAAAUUACGAAAAUGUCAUCCGAAAAUAAAUUGGCCCAAAUCGAUGCUUAACGAACUUAUCAUCCGUGGAGAAUAGGAUCAAUAGAAUUCAUUAUCGGUGGAGAAUAGCCUCGGCCUGAUUCCGUGAUAUGUAGCCUCCAUAAUCGAAAGAAAAUGGCAUUUCGGAUAAAUCGCCCGAAAUCUGUGAUGGUCCCCCUUUGGAAUCUGCCAAAAAUAGACCCGGAAUAAAUCCGCCCAAAUUGGUGAUUAAUGGACUCAAUCAUCGUUGGAGAAUAGACUCAGGCCGAAUCCGUGAUCUGUAGCCUUCAAUACCAAAAGAAAAUGGUCUUUCGUCGCCCAAGAAAUUACAAAAAUGCCA
This is a messenger RNA of Linum trigynum, 2110 nucleotides long. The record is from the annotation of a GenBank genome assembly. NCBI's taxonomy places the organism in Eukaryota, Viridiplantae, Streptophyta, Magnoliopsida, Malpighiales, Linaceae.